AUGGCUUUCCACCUGAGAUCGAUAAGUUUGCCUUCUAGGCCUCACAUCAGUGAGACGGAAGUCGAACAAGAGCUGCUGAGCUUGGAGGCAAGCAUCUCUUCCUUCAUUACCAUCGGCACAAUGUGCGAGGGUCUUAUGAGGCUUGGAAACAUCUACAAUGGUGUUGAAGAAAUCAUUGGCCUACCAAGCAACCAAGUAUGCUCUGCCUAG
Molecule: messenger RNA, 210 nt
Organism: Triticum turgidum subsp. durum (durum wheat)
Lineage: Eukaryota; Viridiplantae; Streptophyta; Magnoliopsida; Poales; Poaceae
Source: the annotation of a GenBank genome assembly